AUGAUGGCCGAGGAUGGGGGAAAUCUCACCGGGACCCCCGACUCCAGGGGCUCUGAGGGCCGCUCCUCUCUUCCGAGGACUUUUAUCCGGCUCAACGACCUAUCCGGGGACGGAGGAGGCGCGGAGAGGACCGAGGUGAUGGUAGAACCGGCUUCCCCGGCCCCUGACGGGACUUCUUCAGCCGGUGAUGAUGCGUCAGUCUCCGGUGAGGAAAGUCUGCCUUACCCCACGCUAGCCCCGGUGGUCUUCUUCUACAUGAAACAGAGCACACGUCCUCGGAGCUGGUGUCUCAAAAUGGUCUGCAACCCAUGGUUUGAACGAGCGUCCAUGUUGGUAAUCCUGCUGAACUGUGUGACCUUGGGCAUGUUUCAUCCCUGUGAGGACAUCGACUGCAACUCUGACAGGUGUAAAAUCCUGCAGGAUUUUGAUGAUUUCAUCUUUGCAUUUUUUGCCAUCGAGAUGGUGAUCAAAAUGGUGGCUCUGGGGAUUUUUGGCAAGAAGUGCUACCUGGGGGAUACAUGGAACCGCUUGGACUUCUUCAUUGUGAUAGCAGGGAUGUUGGAGUAUUCCCUCAACCUUCAGAACGUCAGCUUUUCAGCAGUGCGGACAGUCCGGGUAUUGAGGCCACUGAGGGCCAUCAACAGAGUGCCAAGUAUGCGUAUCCUGGUUACCCUGCUGCUCGACACGCUACCCAUGCUGGGCAACGUGCUGUUACUUUGCUUCUUUGUCUUCUUCAUAUUUGGCAUCGUGGGAGUCCAGCUGUGGGCCGGCCUGCUCAGAAAUCGUUGCUUUGUGGAAGACAACUUCUCUUUUCCUCUGUCUGCUGAACUUGAGAAAUACUACCACACUGAAAAUGACGACGAGAACCCCUUCAUUUGCUCUCAGCCAAGAGAGAACGGCAUGCGGGACUGCGGCUCCGUGCCAAAGCUUUACGACGAUGCGGGUCUGCAAUGUAAUCUGGACAUUUACUCGUACAACAGCACCGAUAACACCACCUGUGUCAACUGGAACCAGUACUACAGCAACUGCUCUGCAGGUCUAGUUAACCCCUUCAAAGGGGCCAUCAACUUUGACAACAUUUGCUACGCCUGGAUUGCAAUUUUCCAGGUGAUCACUCUGGAGGGCUGGGUGGAUAUCAUGUAUUUUGUGAUGGAUGCUCACUCUUUUUACAACUUCAUCUACUUCAUCCUACUGAUUAUCAUUGGCUCGUUUUUCAUGAUCAAUCUCUGCCUGGUCGUCAUUGCUACUCAAUUCUCAGAAACCAAGCAGAGAGAGAGUCAGCUGAUGAAGGAACAGAGAGUGCGCUUCAUGUCCAACGCCAGCACCUUGGCCUCUCUUUCGGAACCGGGUUCCUGCUACGAUGAACUCCUCAAGUACCUUGUCCACGUGAUCCGCAAGGGGGCGAAACAGGUGGCCCACAUUUUUAGGUUCUUAGCACGUCGAGCUGGACUAAACAUUGCCGCCUCUCCGCCUCCAGUGGAACCCCAACAAAAGCAGAGCCAGAAGAGGAGGAGGAAGUCCUCCAGGCAGGGCUCACUGUCCAUAUACCACAUGGUGCACCCUCAUCCCCAUUAUCAUUACCAUCUUGGGAAUGGCAGUGUGAGAGCGGGAGGGAACAUCAGGUGUCUGGAAGGUCAGGAUGCGGAGCCGACUUCUCAUAUCAACAACAUAGGGUCGACAAUUUGUGGCGCGAACCUAACUUUAGUUCCACCGCCCACCUCGGUCAUAACGGCAACUUCUGACAUCAAUCUAGUGGGAUAUGCUGGUUCACACUCCACUCUUGGUGUGCUACACCAAGAAAAUAUUGGCUUUACACCCUCAACUACAAACCUCUGGCAUACCCCAGCCCCGUUCUCCCUUACUCCGGCAUCCACAUCUAGGACGAUGAAGAGGAACUCUGUGCCGUUUGCUGCUCCUGGUCCUAAAAACUAUCCUACUCUCCAGGCCAGAGCUCUAGCAGAGUCAAGACGGGGGAGUGUGGCGACGGGUGCACUAACAAAUAUCAGUCUCAACAUUCCACCCAUGUCCUAUGGUAGAAGACGGCAGAGCCUGGCAGACACACUUAACCCCUCAGCUGCGGCCUUGCCUGCUCGCCAGCUGUCCGCUCGCGACCUCAGCGUGGUGAGCAGCGCCAUGGACGCGGCCGGCUUGACCUCGGACCCCGAAAGUUGCCCUUAUUGCGCGAAGGCCCUCGCCAACGAGUCGGAGGGUGGCACGGAAACACCGGGAGACUCUGACAGCGAGGGCGUCUACGAGUUUAGCCAGGACGCCCGCCGCAGGGACAGGCGGGACAGUCGUCAGCCCAGAAAAAAGCCGUCCGGCCUGGGCAAAACGGCUGGAAAGAUUGUGCACUUCUGGAGGUUGGUGUGCGAUACGUUCAGGAAGAUCGUUGAUAGCAAGUACUUUGGACGAGGGAUCAUGAUCGCCAUCCUGAUCAAUACGCUUAGCAUGGGGAUUGAGUAUCAUGAACAGCCCGAUGAACUGACCAAUGCCUUGGAGAUCAGUAACAUUGUGUUCACCAGUCUCUUCUCCCUGGAGAUGCUGUUAAAAGUAUUGGUGUACGGUCCAUUUGGAUACAUUAAGAACCCCUACAAUAUUUUUGAUGGCAUCAUCGUUGUUAUCAGUGUGUGGGAAAUUGUGGGUCAGCAAGGCGGGGGUCUGUCCGUGCUGAGGACCUUUCGUCUCAUGAGGGUGCUGAAGCUGGUCCGAUUCAUGCCGGCUCUGCAGAGGCAACUGGUGGUGCUGAUGAAGACCAUGGACAAUGUGGCCACCUUUUGCAUGUUGCUCAUGCUUUUUAUCUUCAUUUUCAGUAUUCUGGGGAUGCAUCUGUUCGGUUGUAAAUUUGGUUCAGAGCGGGAUGGAGACACCCUACCAGACCGAAAAAACUUUGACUCACUUCUAUGGGCCAUUGUGACUGUUUUCCAAAUCUUAACCCAAGAAGACUGGAAUAAGGUAUUAUAUAACGGCAUGGCGUCCACCACUCCUGUCGCGGCACUCUACUUUAUUGCCCUCAUGACCUUCGGUAACUACGUUCUGUUCAACUUGCUGGUGGCCAUCUUGGUGGAAGGCUUCCAAACUGAGGAAGUGACCAAGCGGGAGGACUUGCAUGCCCAACUGAGUCUAAUUCAGCUGCCUGUAGAUGCAGGGGGGGAUGCUUCUAAAUCAGGUUCAGAGAUUGAUUCUUGUGCUCGAAGUAUGGAGGAUGUUAACAGCAGUAAAAGGGAUUUAUCAGCCUCUGCAGUAGUACCUGUAAAUGGUCACGUGGAUCUGAAGAGCAGCCUGACCCCUCCACUGAUUACCCACACGGCCGCCACUCCGAUGCCUAUUCCCAAAUUGCCCAUCGGGGGUGACUUCCACCAGGCUUACGAGUCGCGCCGAGGCAGCAGUGUCUCCAUAGACCCAAACGCCUAUGAAAAGUCCCCGACCAGUGCCCGCAGCGCUUCCCCUUACGCACAUCGGAACACGGGCAGUGGCCGCAAUAGCCGGCGAUCCAGCUGGAACAGUCUGGGUCGAGCCCCGUCACUGAAACGCCAGAAGCAGCAGUCUGGGGAACGGCAAUCACUUUUAUCAGAAGAGGGGCGCUCCAGCUCUGAAGAAGGCGAGACCGGGCUAGAAGGACGAGACGGAUUGACGGAGGAGGAUGACGCUUCCUUGGCCAGGACGGACUCCACGUCCCAGUCGCAGACGGGGCCCGGUCACCGGAGAAUGGAAUCCAUGGAAACGCGAAGCUCCAUGGAUUUGCCCCCUGAUGCCUUACUGCAGGUACCAUAUCUUUAUCGCUCAGCUAGCAUGCACAGCUCUCGACCCCCUUCAGUGGGCACCUUGCGACCUGCGGAGCAUAGUGACUGUAACGGGAAGGGAACACCCUCACUUUUGGGCCCCGUCUCAAUGGAGGAGAACACCGAGGAGGAAAAUGCUGAAGAAGAGGCCAAUCUGGGUCGUCUUGCCAGAUUGUUUCGCUGGCUAGAAAGAAAACAACCAGAGUGGUGUCGACAAAGAGACACCUGGUCACUCUACCUCUUCUCUCCAGAAUCAAGGUUUCGUUUUGUGUGCAAAAAUAUCAUCAACCACAAAAUGUUCGACCAUGUGGUGCUGGUUAUCAUCUUCCUCAACUGCAUUACUAUCGCAAUGGAGAGGCCUCGCAUCGACCCCACCAGUGCUGAACGAAUCUUCCUAACAUUAUCCAACUACAUCUUCACAGCAAUCUUUGUGACCGAGAUGACCAUCAAGAUUGUAGCUUUGGGUUGGUGUUUUGGUGACCAGGCCUACCUGAGGAGCAGUUGGAACAUUCUGGAUGGGAUGUUAGUGAUGAUAUCUGUUAUCGACAUCCUGGUUUCUUUCAUCUCCAACUCGGGUACCAAAAUCCUCGGUAUGCUCAGGGUGCUCAGGCUGCUGCGUACGCUCAGGCCUCUGCGUGUAAUCAGCAGAGCCCCGGGUCUCAAGCUGGUCGUGGAGACCCUCAUGUCUUCACUGAAGCCCAUCGGCAACAUUGUGGUCAUCUGCUGCGCCUUCUUCAUCAUCUUUGGCAUCCUCGGUGUACAGCUCUUCAAAGGGAAGUUUUUCGUCUGUCAAGGAGAGGACGUGAAGAACAUCACAAACAGGUCUGAUUGUUUACAAGCCAGCUACAAAUGGGUCAGACACAAGUACAACUUCGACAACCUGGGGCAGGCCUUGAUGUCUCUAUUUGUUCUGGCGUCAAAAGACGGAUGGGUCGAUAUCAUGUAUGAUGGACUCGAUGCUGUAGGAGUCGAUCAGCAGCCAGUGAUGAACUACAAUCCUUGGAUGUUGCUGUACUUCAUCUCCUUCCUCCUGAUCGUGGCAUUCUUUGUGCUCAACAUGUUUGUGGGAGUGGUGGUGGAGAACUUCCACAAGUGUCGGCGGCACCAGGAGGCCGAAGAGGCCAAGCGCAGGGAGGAGAAGAGACUGAAACGCAUGGAGAAAAAGAGACGGAAUUUAAUGGUUCCAGGGGUGAGUUGGGCCCUGUCGGACGGCACGUUAAAAGAAGCUCAGAGUAAGCCAUACUACUCGGAUUACUCCCCCACCCGUUUGAUUAUCCACAAGAUGUGCACGAGCCACUACCUGGACCUCUUCAUCACCAUCGUCAUAGGACUCAACGUCAUCACCAUGUCCAUGGAGCACUACCAACAGCCAAAGGAAUUGGAUGAAGCAUUGAAGAUCUGUAACUACAUCUUCACUCUCAUCUUUGUACUGGAGUCAGUCUUCAAAUUGGUUGCCUUUGGCUUCCGACGCUUCUUUAAGGACAAGUGGAACCAGCUUGAUCUAGCCAUUGUGCUGCUGUCUAUCAUGGGAAUCACUCUGGAGGAGAUUGAGGUCAACGCUUCUCUGCCCAUUAACCCAACUAUAAUACGCAUCAUGAGAGUGCUGAGGAUAGCACGAGUACUGAAGCUCCUGAAAAUGGCGGUGGGGAUGCGAGCUUUGCUGGACACCGUUAUGCAAGCGCUGCCUCAGGUGGGAAAUCUCGGUCUUCUCUUCAUGCUCCUGUUCUUCAUCUUUGCCGCCUUGGGAGUGGAGCUGUUUGGCGACUUGAUUUGUGAUGAACUCCACCCGUGCGAAGGCCUGGGACGCUAUGCCACCUUUAAAAACUUUGGGAUGGCAUUUUUGCUGCUCUUCAGAGUUUCAACUGGGGAUAACUGGAAUGGCAUCAUGAAGGACACUUUAAGAGACUGCGCCCAUGAGACGACGACCUGCUACAACACCGUCGUCUCUCCCAUCUACUUUGUUUCCUUCGUCUUGACCGCUCAGUUCGUCCUGGUUAACGUGGUCAUCGCCGUCCUGAUGAAGCACUUGGAAGAGAGCAACAAGGAAGCUAAGGAAGAGGCAGAACUAGAGGCAGAGUUAGAGCUGGAGCUCCACGGCGAUCGGGGAGACCUGGCAACCAGGUCGCCCCAGCUCAACCCUCUCACACUGGGCACAGACAGGUCUAGUUCUGGGGGUUCCCCCUGGAGGUCCCCCAGGGACAUGGGGCAGGAAAGCGGCAUUGACUCGCCCACUGUUGAUAUACCGAGGGACCCAGUCAACAUCAAUGAGGAGCCUUCCUCAUGCCUGGAGCCCGCUCUGGAGUUUGUCCAGCAAAGAGCACAGUUUGACUCCAUCUCCCUGGUCAUCCAGGGCUCAAUGGAGGGAGAGAUGAGUUUGAUGGACAACUUGUCCGGCUCUGUGUGCCACUACUACGCGCUGGCGCCCAAGGCCGCCGAGCACAACACCGACAAAAAGAUCCCUCUAGCUGAGAUGGAAGCUCUGUCUCUGGCCUCUGAGAAAUCCUGGUCCCUAGCUCUGACAGAGGAAUCGGUCGCUGGCAAUUUUAAUCCCCUCUCUCUAAGCAGCCUGGAAUGCAAUACCGAACAGUUGGCACUGGAGGAUAACCUACUGAGUGUCAGGAAGCCAACGGUGGGGCGCGCGCAUUCCCUACCCAACGACAGCUACAUGUUCUUCCCCCGGCGGGCAGCUUUAGCGCAGACGCGGCACAUACGAAGCUCCCACUGGGCCCUAUCAGGCUCCAGCGGUUCUGUGCGUUCCCAACCUGAAGAAUGUUCUGAACGACCGAGCAUUCCCACUGACCUCUUCAAACCCAUUAGCUGCUCGGACUCCGAGAGUAUAGCGCCACUUCCCCCUCCCAGGCGCACACGCACGGCGAGUCGCAAGCUCCGCAGACAGGUGGCAGUGUCUACUGAUUCUCAGGAGGCUCUAUGUUCAGACGGAGAGGAAAGCAGUGACGGACUUGAAAACGUGGCUUCUCUCUCACCCUCGACCUUCUCCCACCAGCAGCAGCAGCAGCAGCGUCCCGCGCUCUGCCCGGCCCCCGCCAAGCCCGACCCCUCCCCCGGCUCCUGCUCGUCCCAUCGGCGACAAAACCGGUCCUCCCUCGAUCGGGAAGUGUCCCUCAUUAAUGCGGGGGUGUUGACAGGAAGCGAGGAUGUACGAGGCAGUGAGAGUUACAAAAACAAUACCGUCUGCCAAGACAGUGGGAGUCACGGUUUGAGGCCGUUGAAGAGGUUCCACAGCGUCGACACGCAGGGUCGCAGCGUUGUCCCACCCCGUCCUCGCUCCUGGUUGGACGACCCGCGUCGCCACUCGCUGGAGGUUUGCUCCGCGGCCGCUUCCUCUGGUUUCGUGCCGAACGCCGACGGUCUGCAAACCUCCGCUCAGACUCCGCUACCCUCCCCUCGACGGAAGAAGAAGAUGAGUCCUCCCUGCAUCUCCGUGGAACCGCCUGACGGAUCGGAGCCCCUCCGCCCGGCUUUAGGUGGCUUAGGCUCAGGAGGGUUGCGGUUGCCACCGCCCCUGCCUAAUCGGGACACCUGCCUGAGGAGGAGAGCCCCCUCGAGCGACUCCAAAGACUCUUUCGACCUCGGUGUCGGAGAGGGUUCGGGACAGGACGGUAGCUCCCCAAACUCCAGCAAUCCCAAGCUACUGACACUUCCCAAUUUCUCUUUUGAGAAGACGAGUUCUGAGCACUGA
Messenger RNA from Nerophis lumbriciformis (worm pipefish), 7479 nucleotides. The record is from RefSeq and is a predicted model, not a curated record. NCBI's taxonomy places the organism in Eukaryota, Metazoa, Chordata, Actinopteri, Syngnathiformes, Syngnathidae.